Molecule: messenger RNA, 3629 nt
Organism: Chelonoidis abingdonii (Abingdon island giant tortoise)
Lineage: Eukaryota; Metazoa; Chordata; Testudines; Testudinidae
Gene: SSTR1
Product: somatostatin receptor 1
Biological process (GO): cellular response to estradiol stimulus; neuropeptide signaling pathway
Cellular component (GO): neuron projection; plasma membrane
Molecular function (GO): somatostatin receptor activity; neuropeptide binding
Source: RefSeq, a predicted model, not a curated record
AUGCUCCCCAAUGGCACCUGCCCCAGGCUCCCGGGCGGUGCAGGUGGAGGCAGCGGCAGUAGCGGCGGCGCGAGCGGAGGAAGCUGCUGUAGUAGCGGGGUCCUGGGGGAGGCAGCGGCGGGGGGCAUGGAGGCGGGCGGCAGGAACUCCUCCGGCGCCCCGAACGGCACCCUGAGCGACUCGCAGGGCAGCGCCAUCCUCAUCUCCUUCAUCUACUCCGUGGUGUGCCUGGUGGGGCUGUGCGGCAACUCCAUGGUCAUCUACGUGAUCCUGCGCUACGCCAAGAUGAAGACGGCCACCAACAUCUACAUCCUCAACCUGGCCAUCGCCGACGAGCUGCUGAUGCUCAGCGUGCCCUUCCUGGUCACCUCCACCCUACUGCGCCACUGGCCCUUCGGCUCGCUGCUCUGCCGCCUGGUGCUCAGCGUGGACGCCAUCAACAUGUUCACCAGCAUCUACUGCCUGACGGUGCUCAGCGUGGACCGCUACAUCGCCGUGGUGCACCCUAUCAAGGCGGCCCGCUACCGCCGGCCCAGCGUGGCCAAGAUGGUCAACCUGGGCGUCUGGGUGCUCUCCAUCCUCAUCAUCCUGCCCAUUAUCAUCUUCUCCAGUACGGCGCCCAACAGCGACGGCACGGUGGCGUGCAACAUGCUCAUGCCCGAGCCCACCCACCGGUGGCUGGUGGUCUUCGUGGUCUACACCUUCCUGAUGGGCUUCCUGCUGCCCGUGGUGGCCAUCUGCCUCUGCUACAUCCUCAUCAUCGCCAAGAUGCGCAUGGUGGCGCUCAAGGCCGGCUGGCAGCAGCGCAAGCGCUCGGAGCGGAAGAUCACCCUCAUGGUCAUGAUGGUGGUGAUGGUCUUCGUCAUCUGCUGGAUGCCCUUCUACAUCGUGCAGCUGGUCAACGUCUUCGUGGAGCAGGACGACGCUACCAUCAGCCAGCUCUCCGUCAUCUUGGGCUACGCCAACAGCUGCGCCAACCCUAUCCUCUACGGCUUCCUCUCGGACAACUUCAAGAGGUCCUUCCAGCGGCUCUUGUGCCUCAGCUGGAUGGACAACGCCACGGAGGAGCCCGUCGAUUACUACGCCACCGCCCUGAAGAGCAGGGCCUACAGCGUGGAGGACUUUCCCCCCGACAACUUGGAGUCGGGGAGCAUGUACAGGAACGGCACUUGCACCUCCAGGAUUACCACCCUCUGAGGAAGAGCGCAGCAGCCUCCCGCCGCCCCCCAGGCGCAGGGCAGCCGGGAGCUGGGGACUGCGGGUGGGUAGGGUGGGGGUGGGGGUUUAUUAUUCUGUUUGGAAACAACAGAGUUGGGCACGAAAAGGAACAACAAGUGUUCCCUGGCCUUCUACCCCUCACCCCACCCCCUCUGUAUUUCAAUUGCGUUGUGUUUGCUGAUGCUACUACACCUCUAGUCAAUUAUUAACUGCGCGCCCCUCAGGUGGACUUUAGGUUCCUCAAUCUGUUGCUUCCUCCCGUUGUGUUUGAUCAGCGUGUGUGUGGGUCAGUGAGGUCUCCUGUUGACUUUCUCUGUUUCUUUUUGUACUUGUCUUCUCCCCCCCGCCCCACUCCCCUUUGAUUCACUUGCCAUUGUGGUAGCACAUCGAUGUGCUGCUCUUUUCAUGGUCGUGUUGCUUGGUGUCUAAUUGUUCCACCCCUUUGGAAGGUACACUGUUGACUGCAGACUUUGCCCCUUGGCAGCCAUAAAACACGAGGCGAUGUUCUGUCAAAAGCUAGGAAAUCGCUCAGUUUACUGCCACAAUUUAACUCAGUCCCUCCUAGCUGAAACCAACACUGACCGGAAAAGGAGACAGGAUUCCUGUUCACAGUAGAACUAGAAAAGGUCCGUUUCCCCUAGCUGCAGGGAAAGAGCAGACAAACCUUCAUACCUCACAAGGGAGAGAAAAGCUCUUAUAAAAGGGACAGGCAAGCUCAAGAAAUCAUAUUUCAGAUAGAACAGAACUUCAGUUCUCUCUUUCUCUCCGGUAAGAAUGUGAAAAGAUAAGGGGAGGGGGGAGAGAGAGAGAGUUGGGGGACGCAAACCACUAGAACUGAGCUUCAUUCAGAUAUGGCAUUCAGUGGCACUCAAGGGGAAAUGGCAAUCCCUAUGGAAAUGGCAACGAAAACCCUUCCUAAGAAAGAAAUGCGAUUAUUUCAUUAUCUCAGGGCUGCCCAGCAGGCUUCUGAUAAGAGAGAGAUAUAUACCGCCCCGUGACUCGCAUGGAGCAGGGUAUUGGACGGGAAGGUGUGCGAAUAAUGAAGUUUAAUAAAGGGAGCACUAGACUGUGAAGCUAUUGUCCUGUGCGUGUUACACUCACCUGAAACAACCCUACAGGGAAUAAAAGAGAUGAAGGACAGUCGGUGUGGCCGCUUUUGCAGUUCGAACCACAUAGAAUAAGAAAGGUUUAUUGCCAAUCGUUCAUCAGGCUUUGAAAUACUUAUCAGUAACAUACACCUGUCUGUUUAAUAAUAGCUGUUACCUUCUCCCACUUUGCAUCGCUCCUAAACUGAAAGGGGUUUAUAUAUCAACAGUGUAAGCUACAUUCCCGGUGCUUCAAUAUAUGUUUGAUUUUGAUUGUCUUUAUGUGUAUGCUUAAUAUGUUGUUUGAUUUCAGGAAUUUUUUUGUUAUUGUGUCAUGAAAAUGUUCUCUUUGAAGCAGUUUAUUCUAUGUACUGAAGUCUUGGCGGCCACAUACAAGGGGGUGGAUUUUAAAAGGGUGCAUUUUAAAAGGGUGAUGUUCAAGAAGGCUUCUCCUGGAAAAAAAGAUUAUAACCUUUUUCUAGGCCUUCUUUUUCCAUUGUUUCCCCUCACCAAUUCUUUUUCCUGUCUCUUCUCACCUUGAUCAUGCACAUUUCAGAACUGAGAAUAUUUUUCUGAUAGAAAAACAGUGCUUUCCUAUUGGAUAAAUGAUGGUGGAAAGCAAAAUCUAACAUUUGUUCCCCCUUUAAAGAUUAUCCCAGCCUAGACAUAUCAGUAAGAUUACGGUGACACAUGCAAUUCUGCUUAAUGUUCUUUAUUGCAUUCCUUAAAACAGAAUUAAUGUCAGAGACAGUGGGCUAGCACACUUUUACCAAAUCAUGUGUCCAGCACAACACUGUGAAUUAUAGGAAUAACUACUGGAUAUAGGAAGCAAAAGGAUAAAACCCUAAAACACCUGUAAACGCUGCCUACUAAUUGCUGUAUUACUUGUUGAAUCCAAAUAGAGUUAAUACUUAACUUACUAAUGUGUCUAGCUCUUUGGGGGGCUCAGUAUGGUUCCUUGAUGAACUGUAGCAUGAACUUUUCUUAGGAGCAAAAAGCAUCAGGUCAUUUUGCAAAUCUCUCCCACCAAAACAUCAGAUAUUGUCGAAUGUAUAAAUUCUAGUAUCUCAGCAAGGAGCUGAUCCAUAGUCCAUUGGAGUGAAUGGAAACUUUCCAACUGACUUCAGCGAGGUUUGGCUCAUCCCCUUUUGGUUUAAAAAAUAAUUGCUAAUAUGGAUGUUGUUACAUCCCUAUUAAAACAUUUUGUGAAAUGCUUUAAAAUCUGUAUAAUUUUAUUCCAUGUUACUUUUCAGGGGACCACUCAUUUAAAAAGGACCUUUAAAUAAUUUUAAAGGUAAUUGCUAAUUUUAUCUUCAUUUAUAGUUU